This is a messenger RNA of Periconia digitata, 777 nucleotides long. The record is from the annotation of a GenBank genome assembly. Lineage: Eukaryota; Fungi; Ascomycota; Dothideomycetes; Pleosporales; Periconiaceae.
UACUUUCUACUGCCACACCAAACUACCAACAUGUACACUGCAUCAUUCUUCCUCAUUAUCAGCGCUCUCAGCCCUAUCCUCGCUGCCCCUGUCACUCAAGACUAUCCCCCAGAGAAACAGGUGAAAGUUAUCCUCGAGAACCCGACUUCUGGGAAGACUUCUGUGGCAUACCUCAACGCUCGCAAGGAUCAAGAACCAGCGUCCUUCACCAACCAAGGACCAUUCACAACCAUCGAGGUCAUCCCAGGCCGCGACGUGAGCGGAGGCUACUCCGCAUGCAAGGUCCUCGACGCAGCCGGCAACACCAUGGUGGCAAAACACAACGGCGAGGCCCACACCGCCCUCACGGCUGGGAAAAAAUGGAGCUUCGACGGGCCGAUUCAAGUCGCGAGCGUCAAAUGCUCGUACGCACUUGCUUAUAUCUCUGGGGAAUAUGAGCGUCGCGACGUUAGCGAGGAUCCAGUCCCCACUGUCACCGUCAAGCUCUACAAGAAUGACAAGGCUGCCGCAAGUUACAAGCACACAGGCGAGAACGUUUCAUUCUCCAUCGUCAAGGAGCAAUAUACCGAAAUGGACCUUACUAUCACGGGAGAGACUGAUUGCAAGGCUCAGAGUGACAAGGGCGACAUUCUUGGGAUUUUUCGAGGUGGCCGCAGUUAUGGCCCGGAAGGUGGAAAUACGCAAGAGUACCACUCGAUUAUUCCUGGUGGGACUGUCAUCAGCCAGAUUGUUUGCGCACCAGGCUUAGCCCGUGAUGUUACGGGCCUUGGAGCUUAG